CAGCUGGGUUGUGGUGUCAGAGGAGGUUGUGUUGUUUGUUUUUGUUCCGUGCAGUGACUGGGAUGUCAACUCGCAUAUCGUUCGAGAUAAUCAAUCCAGUCCUAUAAAAUAAUAAAUGACAUUUAGGAAGAAACUGUGAUGACUCACCUUUUCUGGGAAGGCAUUUAGCCUGGUUGUGGAGGACAGGGUGAGAGCCAUGAAGGCGGUGGAUGCUGUGACCCUGCAAGUGAGUGUUAUCAGCAGCUACCCCAACGGGAACGUGUACCUUCCAGACACUAGCGCCAUGGUGCCUGAUCCCGCCAGCGGCGACAUGGACAACUCCAAAGCAACACUCUCACACGUUGUCAACAGUUCACACCCGUCAAACAACAGUGCAAUGGCUCUUUGAGUGUUAAUGGAGCAGUCAAAAAACUUAGCAGCUCAGAUGACGAAGACCUUUCACAACCACCGAUCGCCAGAUCAUGUACGAACAGAGACUCUUCGCUUUUAGAUUGCACCAAACUCCAUACAAACAAUUCGCAAGUGAAUGGGUCACUAGAGAAGAGUGAAUAUUUAAACGGUCUAGGGAAUGCGGAGGACAAACACGACGUGUCAGUGAACGGUGUUGUGAACAAUGGUUACGAUAAAGGUGAUGACGAGAAACAUUCACUGGAGUCGCUGACGGACAUGGAGUUAGAGAGCGGGAAGAGGAGUAGCUCACCGCCAGAGGACAUACCGAGGUACCAGGGCCUCCAGGCAGACAGCGGGCUGGAGUCAGCUGCGUCCAGCUGGGACCGCACUGUCGCUGAGGUGAAGGAGCAUGCCGUGACACGUCUGCAGGACGAGUUGCGGAAGGCGAGGGAGGAGCUGAAACUCAAGGACGAGGAGGUAGUGAGGCUCAGCAGGAUUAGACAGGAGGUGGAAUCCGAACUGGAAGAACUCACUGCUAGCCUGUUCCAGGAAGCCCACAAUAUGGUAAGAGUGGCUAACGAGCGACAAGCUGCGGCGGAAAAGGCACUGCGAGAGAGCACCAUGCAGGUGGAAGUGCUGACUGCAGAGGUGGCUGCGCUCAAGACUCUAGUGCUGACCUCCACUCCCAGCCGACCAAACCCUCAUCUGCACCCUCAGAUUGACCCCAACGCCAAAGAUGAGUCAGCCAACACAGGGAAUGCACUAUUCCGCAAACAUCGCAGAUCUCCCUCCCACUUUAAUCUUAAAUAUGGAAGAGAGAACUCCCCACCUGAAUCGCCAGUGAAGGAUACAAAACCAGCAGCUUCUCCAACUGAAGUAGUAGAGUUUAAAGAUGGCAUUGAGGUUGACCCAGUGAUGCACAGAGAGUUCCUGGCAUGGAAGCAGAAUCCUACGACAGAGCAGAAUGAUCCAUUCAUUGCCAGGAUAUACCGGGAGGACAUCGACACCUGCUUGGCCUUCACCAACAGUGAGCUAGCUACUGAGGUACGCAGUGCUGUCCAAUCUGGCUCGGUCUACAUUGAAGCAGUCAGCGAAAAGACCAAAACUCAUUUUCCCAAGAAGUGUGCUCUGUUAGAGGUACCCCGCCAAUGCCAAUAUCGCAUGAGGCUUGGGGAGACUGACACUUGGCACUCAAUCUCUCAGAUCUGCAGAAAUAGGAUAAUUGCUGUUUGUGAUUUUCUCAACUAUUUAAACUACAUACAACGAGGUUUAGUUAAAAGCUCAGUGCACGACAUCUACUGGGAGAUUGUCAGGUUGAGGAAGGAGAUGGUUGUCGCCAGGCUGGGGCUCCCACUGACUCUGUGAGCUGGCACCUCAGCUGCUGAUCUCUCUCUUGCCAUCUCACUGUAAAUAGUUGUUGAUGUAUAUGGUGCUAAUCGGUUCCCUAUCGCAGCUAAAAUUGACUUAUACACUAAAAACUGCUCUGUCAAUGUGUGUUUCGUUAUAAGAAAAGAAUUGUUUUAAAUAUAUUGUUUAAUAUUUAUGUGGAGAAAUUUAAUAGAUCUGUUCAAAGAAAAUACUUUUAACUAAUCUUUUUUAUUAACAAAGAAAUUGUAACUAUUUUAAAUUUUGUUCAAUAUUGAACAUAUAUUUUGAGCAUAGGGUUCGACUUAAGAAAUGUUGAUAGUUAAUGUAUUAAAAUACUUUUAUAAACCCAAAAUGAGUUAUUAUUUUUAUUAAUUACUGUUAUUUUUAGUAACUGAUAGUUUCUCUCAUAUUCUAAUGUUUGCUAACUUAAAUAACAGUAACUUUUAUCCAUAAUGUGGAUAAAAAUAUAAUCUUAUCAAAAUUUAAAAUGCUGGUGAUUUAAAGUUUGUCUACUAUGUUUAUUUAUUUUAACAUUUCAUAUACUCAUAUAAUCAUUGAAGUAAAGAAACAAGUUUUUUUACCUCUUUCAGUUCCUCUUCAAGUUUUCCUGUAAUUGAAUAUUAAAUAUGUGCUCAUAAGUAUAUAGUUUUAAUAAAGGACCAAUAUGCAAAAACAUAAUCUUAUUAGCUAAACAAUUAAAGACUGUAACUGUAGAAAACAAACAAAUAGUAAAAUUUUGCUUUGACUUAGUACAUUUUAUGAAGGACCAAAUUCUUGUAAAUACACAUAAUAAAAAGAAUUUUCAAUAUACAAAUAUUUAAAAUAGUCUGAAUAAUAUUUGGUGCCAACUUUAGUGUAGUCAACAAUAAUGUACAUACAAUAAUUAUAUAUUUUGAUUAGAACAAAAUUCUGUCUUUAUGUAUGAAUUCAACUCUAACAGGGGAACAAUUUCUUUAUUUUUAGUUUAAAUAUAUUAUUUUAAUUUUUUCAUAAUUACUGGAAAAUGCAUUUAUAUAACUGUACUUUGAUAAACUGUACAAUACCAGGGUUAAGUAGUACAAUUUAGUGAUGUACAACAUAGUAGGUAUUUGAAAUCGAAUAUGCGUGAUAUGUAUAUAUCUUGUUCAUCCAAUUUGUACAUAAUAAAUCUGUAUACAUAUACAUUUUAUUUACAACCACUAAUAUUUUUAUCAGUACCGUAACCUUUCUUGUGGUUCUAAUGUGUGUUAAGUUUUGUGAAAUAUUAUCAUCAUGCCUCCCAUAGUUAUAUGGAUCUAGAAUUGAUAGCAUUGAUUUUGUAAUGAACAAACUUUAAAUAAUCGUUAUAUAAUGAAUAAUUAGGUGUUAGAGUGUAGUACUUGAUCUGGUAUAAUUAAUAUUAAGAAUUAAACUUUGUCAAAACAAAGAAUUUAUAUUAUUUUAUGUCCAUAUUCUACAUCAAGGAUAUGUGUGUUAACCAAAGAAUAACAAUAAUUUAUUAUUUUGCUACCACUGGUAAACACAAAUUAGAAGAGUCUAAUAGAGUACGUGUAUAUCUUAUACUAUGAAAUGUAUCAAUAAAACAAUUCAAAACCAUGCAACUAAAGUUUAUUACAAUUUUACACUUAUUUGGUCAAAUCUAUGGUUUAAGUUAAGUAUUAUGAAUUUGUAUCACUUUUAUAUGUUUUUACAUCAAGUUGGAAUGUUUGUGCCUACAGAUUUUUACAUUUACCAGUGGUGCUGAAAUUAAAUUGUAUGCAAUUUAUGUUGUUUAUAGAUGAUUUAAGAGUUUUUAAAUCCAUUUCUAUUUUAUAUUGUGAUUAAUAAUAUUGGUAUAUUGUAUAGAAAUCUUGUUAUUAUGUGUAUAAUAAAUUAAGACCAUGCCAUCCA
This is a messenger RNA of Homalodisca vitripennis (glassy-winged sharpshooter), 3627 nucleotides long. Its product is annotated as guanine nucleotide exchange factor for Rab-3A-like. Gene Ontology annotation, biological process: exocytosis. Lineage: Eukaryota; Metazoa; Arthropoda; Insecta; Hemiptera; Cicadellidae. The coding region runs from base 667 to 1755 and encodes 362 amino acids. Gene Ontology annotation, molecular function: guanyl-nucleotide exchange factor activity. Gene Ontology annotation, cellular component: Golgi to plasma membrane transport vesicle. The record is from RefSeq and is a predicted model, not a curated record. The transcript is spliced from 9 exons.